AUGUCUACUCUAGAAUCUGUGGCCGCCGAUUUAUUAAGAUAUAUCCAAACUGACUUAAAGUCGUUUGAUGAAGAUUAUCGCACUACCCCGGAAAGCAUACGAUCUCUACCCGCUCUUAAAUUCCAAAAACGGGAAUUAAGUGAAUUAUGGGCUAAAAUUGACCGUAAAUUCACCCAAAUUAGAGAAUCAGCCGAUAUUCUUGACCCGAAGAAGGCCGAUGCCAUAAAUUUAAACGAUGUUGUUAGGCAAGUCAGAUCUGCGAAAGGAUUUUAUAGGUCAAGCAUGAUUUCCAUAGAUGAAUCGAUUGAGGAGAUGACCAAGGAAAAUGAAACCCGACCAUCUUUACCCGAACCCCCACAACCCAACAGUUCUACAAGCUUCACUGUACCCCCUUGCGAUAUGCCGACAUUCAGCGGAGAUUUCAAAAGCUGGGCUUCGUUUAGGGAUCUUUUCAAGGCCAUUUAUGGCAAUAAUACCCGUUUAAGUGAAGUUGAAAAACUUUUCCAUCUUAAACAAAAAACAAGCGGCGAAGCCAAGGAAAUAGUAGACAAUGCACCCUUAACAAAUGAUGGCUUUCUUAUUGCGUGGAAUCAAUUAACUUCUCAGUAUGAGAAUCGUAGGAUGCAAAUUAACGCGCAAUUAAAAACCCUAUUAAAUUUACCCUUAGUAAGCACCAUGUGUAGUGCUUCUAUAAGAAAGCUUCAGAGAAAGAUAAAUUGCUGUAUUGCAAAUCUGAACUCUUUAGACAUAGAUACGGAUCAAUGGGAUCCUAUCUUAGUAUAUCUAUGCACGUCGAAAUUACCCAGAGAAACCCGAAGAGAAUUUGAGAAAUCUCUUCCAGAUUGUGCAGAGAUGCCUUCUUGGACUGACUUAGAUGUAUUUUUGACUAACACUUUCAAGGAACUUACAUCAGUUAAUGAUGUUCAAGAUCUUGAUACCAACCCUAACCAACACACAAAACCCAAACAUUUCCAAGAAGUUAAAACCCAAUAUGACAGACGAGGCAAAACAUUCCAUAAUGUAACACAUGACCCAACAGCAAGUUCACAAUCAAGAAACAAACGGCAAAACGAACGAAAACUUUCAAAUUCAACCCAAUCAAAUACACUAACCCCAAACCCCCAAAAUAAACCCGAUGGUUCUGUUUGCAAACUUUGCGAUGGAAAUCAUACUUUGAGAGAAUGUUCGUCGUUUACUUCACUGGGAAUUAACGAAAGAAUUGAAUUUGUGAAGAAAAAUGGUAUAUGUUACAAUUGUUUAGCCAUUGGUCAUGUCAUACAAGGUUGUCGCAGCACAUUCACCUGUAGGUAUUGUGGUGGACGACAUAAUAGCCUAUUGCAUAAACCAAAUUCUAAGAUUAACCCACAAAUUGACGACAAUCAAGCGUCAUCGUCAAAUACAGUUCAAUCUUUCUCAACCCAAACCCAAUCAAGCAAACCCAUACCCAUAGAUGACAGAACUAAGUUAUUAGGAACAGCAGUUCUGAAUGUAGAAGUCCAAGGAGAAUUGUUUCCAGCUAGAGCUCUCAUUGACCCAGCUUCAGACUUCUCAUUUAUAACAGAUAAACUGAGAAGGAAGUUGCAUUUACCCACUACACCCAUAGUUGCAGAAAUUUCUGGAUUAAAUGAGAUAGUUUCUGCAAGAUCAAAUAAACUGUGUCAAGUUUCUUUACGCUCCAAUACCCAUACUAAUUUCAAACUGAAUAUCCAAGCAAUUGUAGUGAAAACACUAACCAAAAAUUUACCCACCCAAAGCUUAAAACCUACCCUUAUUAAAGACUUGGAAGAUAUUCAAUUAGCUGACCAAAAGUUCUAUGAAAGUAGACCCAUAGAUUUUAUCAUUGGCAGCGAUUUUUACCCUCAAAUUUUGAAAUCUGGAGUAAGAAAAGAUCUACUUAAUACCCUAAUAGCUCAGGAAACGGAGUUUGGAUGGAUUUUAACAGGACCCAUUCAGAACACAAAUAACACCCAACCCUUUGUUUCAUACUUCAGUUCAGUCAUGCUUGAUAAAGUCUUGACCAAAUUUUGGGAAAUUGAAGAUGUAACCACCCAACCCAAAGUUUCAGAAGAAAGUUUUCUGUGUGAAGAAACUUAUAUGACCACUACCCGUCGAUUACCGAAUGGCCGUUAUCAGGUUAACCUUCCAUUUAUAUACCCUCCUGUAGAGUUAGGAAACUCGCGACACGUGGCUAUGGCUCAAUUCUUAAGAAAUGAGAAAAGUUUAAUGAAAAAGCCAGAACUAAAAGUGGAAUAUGAUAACGUGUUACAAGAGUAUAUCGACUUAGGUCAUAUGAAACUAAUUAAAUACAACCCCAACACUCCUUCAAAUACCCAAUAUUAUUUACCCCAUCACGCUGUUGUUAAACUUGAUCGUGUUACGACAAAAGUUAGAGUUGUGUUUAAUGCAUCAAGCAAAACCUCUAACAACAACAGUCUCAAUGAUACCCUAUACACUGGACCCACCCUACAACAAGAUUUAGUUGUACUUAUCUUGAAAUGGCGCUUUUACAAGAUAGUUUAUAAUGCCGACAUUACAAAAAUGUACCGGCAAAUUAUGCUAAACCCUACCCACACACCCUUCCAACGAAUAUUAUUCCGUAAAAGCGUCAAUGAACCCAUUCAAGAUUAUGAACUGCAAACAGUAACAUUUGGUGUUAACUGUGCGCCAUACUUGGCUAUUAGAACCCUACACGAAUUAGCCAAAGACAUUCAAAAUAACCACCCUAUAGCUUCACAAAUAUUACGGAAUAAUAUGUAUGUUGACGAUGUCUUAGCCGGAGGUAACACCAUCGAAGAAGCUAAAGAAGACCAAACCCAACUGAUCGCGGCACUUGACUCUGCUGGUUUUCCUUUAAGAAAAUGGAUUUCAAAUUCAAGAGAAUUGUUGAAAGAUUUACCCGAAGAACACCUACUUAAUGUGGAUUUACUCAACCUUCCGGAAUCGAAUAAUGCCAAAACAUUAGGAAUCCGAUGGAAUGCGAAGGAAGACACAUUUUUCUUUAAUGUACCCUUAAUCGAAAGGAAGUCAGCAUACACAAAGCGAACUGUUUUGUCAGACAUCGCUCGUCUCUUUGACCCAGCUGGUUGGUUAGCGCCAAUUGUAAUAUCUGCAAAGAUUAUAAUGCAACAAAUUUGGCAAGAUAACACAGCUUGGGAUGAAUGUCUUAACCCACUCACCCUUAUAAAAUGGCAAAAGUUUUUGCAGUUCUAUGAUAAUAUUAAUAGAAUUCGUAUACCAAGAUGGAUUAACUUUUCACCUUCAGCAAAAAUUGAGUUUCAUGGUUUUUCAGAUGCUUCUGAAAAAGCAUACUCUGCAUGUCUAUAUGCACGAGUAACACCCAUAGACGGACCUAAUUCCGUAACCCUACUCUUCGCUAAGACGAGAGUUGCACCAAUCAAAGUAAUCUCGUUACCAAAACUUGAACUUUGUGGUGCAGUGUUGUUGGCUAAUAUGACGCAUAAUUUACUCACCCAACUCAACCUACCCUUACAUCAGACGUAUUUCUGGACCGAUUCAUCUAUAGUCUUGGCCUGGCUUAGUAAACAACCCAACUCGUGGAACACAUUUGUGGCAAACCGUGUUUCCACAAUUAUUCAAACAGUCGGCGUUGAAAAUUGGAACCAUGUGGCGUCUCACGAUAAUCCUGCCGAUGUUGCUAGCCGAGGAUGUACUGCCGAUGAGUUGAAAGAUGACGGUUUAUGGUGGAAUGGACCAUCAUGGUUGAAAGAAUCUGCUUCGCAGUGGCCAACAACAAAGAAACACUUUAUAACUCAAGCUGAAGCGAAAGUUAGUCAGUCGUUUACUACGACAGUUAAUACCCACCCUUCCUUAGAUACGAAUACUGAAAACCCAGAUAUAUUAUCAAGAUUUUCGAAAUUGUCAAAUGCUCUACGAGUAAUGACAUAUGUCUAUCGAUUUUGUGAUCGAGCAUCGUGUACCCGAAACAAUACAAUUCGAAAUGAUAGAGUUAUUCUUGAUCGAAAUAACCCACAACUAGUCAAAGAAAGACUACGUUUAUUAACAACCCACCCUAGUAUUGAACUUGAUGCGUCAGAGAUCAAAUCUACCCGCGAUAGACUGAUUAUUCUUUGUCAGACAGAAUAUUUUAAGAACGAAUAUCACUGUCUAAAGAGAAGAAACCCUAUACCCAAUAAAAGUAACCUGCUCACCCUAACGCCAUUUUUAGAUUCCGCAAAUAUAAUGCGUGCAAAUGGUCGACUAGCAAAUUCCAACAGUUUGUCAUAUUCCGAAAGGCACCCGGUUUUAUUACCCUACGGCAGUUCAUUUGUCAAAUUAUUAACCCAACACGUGCACCUAAUAACCCUACACGGCGGAAAUCAACUUAUGUUGAGAAUAAUACGCUCAGGAUACUGGGUUCCAAAACUCAAGAAUCUUGUUAGCGUAGUAGUUAACAAAUGUUCACCGUGUACUAGAUACAAGAAUAGACAAACAACCCAAUUCAUGGCAGCCUUGCCACCAGAACGUACCCAAAUUGACAAACCCUUUACGAAUGUGGGAGUUGAUUUUGCAGGACCAUUCGAUAUUAAAGCAUAUAAUGGCAGAGCAUGUAGAAUAACGAAAGGUUACGUAUGCGUUUUUGUUUGCUUUGCAACAAAAGCUAUUCACUUGGAGCCUACAUCUGAAUUGUCAACACAAGCCUUUAUGGCAGCUUUCGCUCGUUUUUUUUCGAGGCGGGGAUGCCCUGUCGCUAUUUACUCGGACAAUGGAACAAAUUUCAUUGGAGCGAGCAAAUUGUUGAAGAAAGAGCGACAGGAAUUCAUUAAACAGUUAAAAAGUUCCGUUAUAUCUGCCAGCAGUUUCCAAAAUUUGACGUGGCAUUUUAUACCUCCCGGUGCACCACACAUGGGUGGUUUAUGGGAAGCGGGAGUGAAAAGCUUUAAGGCUCAUCUAAAGAAAAUGAAUACCCUAAAGCACACAUUUGAAGAGCUAGCCACACUACUCGCGAGAAUAGAAGGAUGCCUGAAUUCCAGACCCUUAAGCCCGUCAAGCGAAAACCCACAGGAUCUUAACCCUUUAACCCCAGGACACUUUUUAAUUGGAUCACCCAUUUUAACCCCAGCAGAACCCGAUUUAAGCAAUGAAAAUAUAACCCUAGCAAACAGAUGGCAAAAGUUAAAGAUUCAACAUCAUAACUUUUGUAGAAGAUGGAAGGAUGAAUAUCUUAAAGAGCUCCAUAAGAGAUACAAGUGGAAGAACCCUCAACGACAAGUUGAAACAAAUGACAUUGUUAUUAUCAGACAGGACAAUUUACCUCCAAACGAAUGGUUACUCGGUCGAGUCAUUAAAACAUACACUGGCUCUGAUGGACGAAAUAGAGUAGUCGAUAUACGAACAUCAUCCGGAACGUUAACUCGACCAAUAACAAAAGUUGUCAUUUUACCCACUAGUUAG
This is a messenger RNA of Calliphora vicina (urban bluebottle blowfly), 5412 nucleotides long. RefSeq lists its product as uncharacterized. Lineage: Eukaryota; Metazoa; Arthropoda; Insecta; Diptera; Calliphoridae. The transcript has a single exon. Gene Ontology annotation, biological process: DNA integration. Gene Ontology annotation, molecular function: nucleic acid binding. The record is from RefSeq and is a predicted model, not a curated record. The coding region runs from base 1 to 5412 and encodes 1803 amino acids.